Monoraphidium neglectum is the source of this 549-nucleotide messenger RNA. RefSeq lists its product as hypothetical. The transcript has 4 exons. The record is from RefSeq and is a predicted model, not a curated record. Lineage: Eukaryota; Viridiplantae; Chlorophyta; Chlorophyceae; Sphaeropleales; Selenastraceae. The coding region runs from base 1 to 549 and encodes 182 amino acids.
AUGAAGUCCGCCAUCUUCUGCGCCGUGGUCCUGCUGUGCGUCGCCGGCGCCAGCGCCAACGGCCUGCCCGACGUCAGCGGCCUCAUCAACCAGAAGUUCGACCUGCUCAACGGGCUCCUCAAGACCCCGGCCGGCCUGAUCAGCCAGGGCACUGAUGCCGCCCAGGCCGUGCUCAAGGCCAAGGUUGACUUCAUCAACCAGGUCACCAAGGCCGUUGACAUCAACGCCCUCCUGGCCCAGAAGACCGCCACCAUCAACUCCGUGAUCUCCUCCGUCACCUCCAAGGGUGCUGCCCCGGCCAAGGCCGCCGCCCCCGCCAAGGCCGCCGCCCCCGCCGAUGCCGCCCCCGCCGCGGCCACCCCCGUCGCUGUUGAUGUGGCCGUCGAUGCUCCCGCCCCCGCUGCUGGCGGUGCGACCGAGGUGGUUGUCGCCGAGGCUGCGCCCGGCGCUGCCGCCGCGCCUGCUGCCAAGGCCGCGCCCGCCGCCAAGACUGCGCCUGUCGUGGCGAAGCCCGAGCCCAACGUUGUGCCUGCGGGCCCCAAGCCCUAG